Molecule: messenger RNA, 1267 nt
Organism: Mustela lutreola (European mink)
Lineage: Eukaryota; Metazoa; Chordata; Mammalia; Carnivora; Mustelidae
Product: ribonuclease P protein subunit p29
Exons: 7
Coding region: 211-873 (220 amino acids)
Biological process (GO): tRNA 5'-leader removal; rRNA processing
Cellular component (GO): ribonuclease P complex; ribonuclease MRP complex
Molecular function (GO): ribonuclease P RNA binding
Source: RefSeq, a predicted model, not a curated record
CGCCACCGCGCGCAUGCGACUCCAGGUGAGAGUUGCAGCGUGUCAGUCUGGCGACUUAGCGUGGCGCGCGAGCUCGGGCACAAUACCUCCCUCCAGCCCAAACUUUAACGAGAGUUUUGAUGGCCGAGGGCUGCUGAGAAAAGUGAAGAGAGGUAAAGAGAGGGGCGCCUGCAGGAAACGUCAUCAGAACGCACCGGAAGCGGCUGGAGGAUGAAGAGUGUGAUCUACCAUGCCUUUUCUCAGAAAGAGGCCAAAGAGCUCGACGUUCAGCUUCUGGGAGCCCAGCAGGCCGAGGCCUUCGUGAGGGCCUUCCUGAAGCGCAGCACACCCCACAUGAGCCAGCAAGCCCGAGAGGACCAGCUGCAACGCAAGGCUGUGGUCCUGGAGUACGCCACUCGCCGGAAGCGCAAGGAGAAGAGGAAGAAAUCCAAGGGCCUCUCUGCUAGGCAGAGGAGGGAGCUGCACCUCUUCGACAUUAAGCCAGAGCAGCAGAGAUACAGUCUUUUUCUCCCUCUACAUGAACUCUGGAAGCAGUAUAUCCGGGACCUGUGCGGUGGUCUCAAGCCAGACACGCAGCCGCACAUGAUUCAGACCAAGCUGUUGAAGGCAGAUCUUCACGGGGCUCUCGUUUCAGUCACAAAGUCCAAAUGCCCGUCCUAUGUGGGUGUUACAGGAAUUCUCCUACAGGAAACAAAGCACGUUUUCAAAAUCCUCACCAAAGAAGACCACCUGAAAGUUAUCCCCAAGCUAAACUGUGUGUUUGCAGUGGAAAUCGAUGGCUUCAUCUCCUACAUUUAUGGAAGCAAAUUCCAGCUUCGGUCAAGUGAGCGAUCUGCCAAGAAAUUCAAAGCAAAGGGAACAGCUGACCUGUAGCUCUCUGCUGCGGAGACGGCUGUUUGGGACCCCAAAGACCGGGAAGACCUGUGUGCCCGCCUUUCAGCAGAGACACAGCUGAGCUGGUUUUGGUUCUAGAUCACCCCCAGCCCGUUAACACCGGAGUUAAUAAUAGUUCAUCAUCCAGGAAGAAAUGCGCCUAACUGAGCAAAGUCAGGGAACGGAGGAGUGUCUGUUUCUAGGUGAUGACGGGUAUGCAUUGCUCCCACUGAGGAAGUCGCUGCCUUCCCCGUGAAGUGGCUCAUUCUUCCGCCCAUCCGAAUGUGCCACGCCAGGCACAGCCUGAUGCUACGGUUCCCUAAUCCACCUGCUCCUGCCCACCCCCCUUUAGGGAAAUGGUGGCCAACGUGUAAAUAUACAACUGCUUCCAGAA